CAGUCCGCGCGCAACCAUCACGACGAUCACUCGCUCCGACCGCUCUCCAGUGUUUACAAGCACAUAACCUACGCACCGGUACACCGGACUGACAGCCAGUGACAGUGUUUGGAGUGUUAGCCGGCGCGACGGAGGCGGUGCAAGGAAUGUUGAUGGCGGGCGCUUUGCCGGCCGAGCCUGAGGGUCUCUUGGCCCUCAGUGCACUCCCGGGACAAAAGGACACCACCUGGACGAAGCUGUUCGUCGGCGGACUACCCUAUCACACGACGGAUAAGAGCCUGAGGGAACACUUCGCCGUGUUCGGUGACAUAGAGGAAGCGGUCGUCAUAACAGACAGGCAGACUAGUAAAAGCAGGGGAUAUGGCUUCGCGACUCGUGUCGGCUAUGAAAGGCAGCCGUAUCGCACGCUGGGCGCGUUAUCGCACCUCAUUGCUACCGGCAACAUACCUACUGCCGCGACUAGGAUUGGAAGGGCAUUAUUUGUUAUGAGCUGUUACCACCAGGACCAUCGAUUCCGAACUCUACUGUGGACAACUGAUGAGAUUAAAGAAGAAGAUGAGAGAAAGCAGCCAGAAUUAAUCAAUAGAAGGGGUGUGCAAAAUUUAAAAGAGUUUGGCUGGGAGGUGUUAAUGCAUCAGCCUUAUAGUCCUAAUCUUGCACCUUCAGAUGUCCACCUGUUUCGAUCUCCUCAGAAUUGUUUAAACAGUGUCAGGUUAACAUCACGCGAGGUAAUAAUGUCGGACAGAGCUGCGGCCGAGCGCGCGUGUAAAGAUCCCAACCCCAUCAUAGAUGGAAGGAAAGCAAAUGUGAACCUUGCCAUUCUAGGAGCAAAACCCAGAGGAAAUCUAGCACCAGCGGCUCCAGAAUUGAUACCGAACGGAACAUGCAAGAACAAGGGCCCGCCCCCGCCGGAAGCGGCUAAACGCUCGGAAACGGAAGUGCUCGGUGGUCGACAGGAUCGGGCCGGGAUUACUGAGAUGCGUUUGCGCACCCGGCCUCUAUACCUGCGGCCUGCUCUAAAUCGCUUCGACAAUAGACCUCCUUUUACAAUUGCAAAUAAGCUUCACGAACAAGGACACAAACGACAAGAAUUAAUUGAAUAA
Messenger RNA from Diatraea saccharalis (sugarcane borer), 1103 nucleotides. The record is from the annotation of a GenBank genome assembly. Lineage: Eukaryota; Metazoa; Arthropoda; Insecta; Lepidoptera; Crambidae.